UGGGCGGCUGUCGGGUUCCUGGAGAGCGUGUCCUGCCAUGGAGCCUUUGCACAAAGACGCCGAGACCGCAGCGGCGGCGGCUGCAGUGGCAGCAGCAGAUCCCCGGGGGGCGUCGUCGUCCAGCGGGGUGGUCGUGCAGGUUCGCGAGAAGAAGGGCCCCCUUCGCGCCGCCAUCCCCUACAUGCCCUUCCCGGUGGCUGUCAUCUGUCUCUUCCUCAACACUUUCGUGCCGGGAUUGGGUACGUUCGUCUCGGCCUUCACCGUGCUGUGUGGGGCCCGCACCGACCUCCCAGACAGGCACGUGUGCUGCGUCUUCUGGCUGAAUAUCGCUGCGGCCCUAAUUCAGGUGCUCACGGCCAUUGUCAUGGUGGGCUGGAUCAUGAGCAUCUUCUGGGGCAUGGACAUGGUCAUCCUUGCCAGGUACAAGGAUCAAGGUAUCCCACAGCAGCUGUGAGCCUACAGGACCUGCCGGAGAAGUCCAAGGUCCUGUGUCAGCUGCACCAGGUGGCUUUGGGCACAAAGACCAUCACAUGUUCCCUUCUGCCACUUCUCAGAUUGGGGUGGAAAGAGAGUAUUUAAAAAAUACCAUUUAUUUUGAAGAACACACCUCCUUUCUCAGCAGGGUCUGAGGCGAACUUCUCUCCCUGCUCCAGAGAUGCAUGGGAGCCACAGGGCCAAAACCCGAGGACUGGGCUAGA
Messenger RNA from Phodopus roborovskii (desert hamster), 698 nucleotides. RefSeq names its product stum, mechanosensory transduction mediator homolog (gene Stum). Bases 38 to 454 code for a protein of 138 amino acids. Lineage: Eukaryota; Metazoa; Chordata; Mammalia; Rodentia; Cricetidae. The transcript has 3 exons. The record is from RefSeq and is a predicted model, not a curated record.